Hypanus sabinus (Atlantic stingray) is the source of this 6546-nucleotide messenger RNA. RefSeq names its product protein transport protein Sec24A-like. Gene Ontology annotation, biological process: endoplasmic reticulum to Golgi vesicle-mediated transport; intracellular protein transport; COPII-coated vesicle cargo loading. Gene Ontology annotation, molecular function: SNARE binding; zinc ion binding. NCBI's taxonomy places the organism in Eukaryota, Metazoa, Chordata, Chondrichthyes, Myliobatiformes, Dasyatidae. Gene Ontology annotation, cellular component: endoplasmic reticulum exit site; COPII vesicle coat. The record is from RefSeq and is a predicted model, not a curated record. The transcript has 21 exons. The coding region runs from base 2547 to 5057 and encodes 836 amino acids.
AGUCUUAGAGGUAACGGGUGGGGGGAAAGGAGAGAGGUUGAAUUUCAACCCUCACAACUGUGCUAUCUGAAAGACCAUCAGUUUCAAUCUAAAAGAUAUGUCUUGCCGAGUCUGCCUCAAUGGCCGAUGAAUUCCUCGUCCACGCUUUAUUACUUCAGUCCAUUCCACUACAUUCUUUGCUAACCAAUCUAAUUCUACUAUCCAACACCGUGAUACCCGAUUUCUAGCUUGCUCCAUCUGCAUAUCAGUUCUGUGUUUAAUCUGUAUUAAUUCUGCUGGUAGACCAAGUAAGAUAGAAGAGGUCCAGUUAUAAUCUCCUGAAAGGCAUCUCACGGGCGAAUUCUGGACCAUACUUCAAUCACUGAGGGAUGCUCGACAGCUGCAGCAGGGCUUGAAUGUUACAUCUUACAAAGUGAAACUAAGUGACAUAGGUGACGACAAUGAUUCGCUCGCCGAUGAGCUCACUGCCUUCUGUGCCUGCUUUGACCAUCAAAACAUGGACAAACAACCACAGCUCUGAUGACCUUGUAACUACAGUCUCUGAGGCUGAGGUGAGAGCAUCCUUCAAGAGGGUGUAUCAAUCGAAAGCAUCCUGGCCCAGGCGGGGUACCUGGCUGAGUGCUAAAGACCUGUGCCUAUCAACUGGGUGGAGUGUUCACCAAUAUAUUUAACUUCUUACUUUGGCAGUCUGAGGAACCCACCAGCAUCAAAGAGGCUUUAUUAUCCUUAUUAUAAUAAAGUCCAUGUCAGUCUGUGUGUCAGAAUAAUACACUGCCAAGUAUCAGCUUUGGCUUAGCAGCAGUUUUGUCUGAGAUCAGAAGGGUGAAAAUUUUGUGAUCAUUCAUGAUCUGAUGAAAUGACCUGACUUGAUGAAAUGGGGUGGGGUGGGUGCUUGGAGCAGGCCCACAACCUCAGCCUUAGUGCAGCAAAGAACGGAGCAAAAGUUGUGGAACAAUGGGCAGAAUCGGUCAAACCCUCAUCUCUGGUCUUGACAUCCAGCCCGGCGUUAAAAUCGUCCAAACAUCGGGUCGUUCUUCACUCUAAGACUGAGGCAACCUAUGCCUAAGAGGUAACCUGAUAAAAGUAUAUAAUUUUAUAAACUUCUAUCAGGUCACCCCUCAGCUUCCAAUGUUUGAGAAAAUCAAACCAACUUUGUCCAACCUCUCAUUAUAGUUAAUACCCUCUAAUCCAGACAACAACCUGGUGAACCACUUCUGUUCCCCACCCUAAGCCUCCACAUCUUCCUUGUAAUGUAUCUAUCAGAAUUGCACACAGUACUCAAAAUGUUGCCUAACCCAGGUUUUAUUUUGGUGACAUGGCAUCCUGACUUUUAUCCCUCACAUUCAACGUUAAUGAAGGCGAGUGUGCCAUAGGCUUUCAUUAACACCCUAUCCACUUGUGUUGCCACUUUAAGGGAGGUGUGGACUCUUACCCCACAAUCCCUCUGUAUAUCGAUGCUCCUAAGGUUCCAGGUUAUGCCUAGGCCUUGUCUGCUCACCUGAGUGGGUCCCAUUCUGCUUUUGCUGUGAAGAAUAUUUAGCUUCCUCUUGAAAAGAACCAGUGAUUAUGACUCCUCUUUAAAAGACGAAUACAAACCAAAUCGGAUGAGCAUUAUCAUGGGCUGAGUGAUUGUCCUUUGGAUCACCAUAAGAUAUAGGAGACCAUAUUUGUGUAUAAAAUGAUGAGAGGCAUUGAUUGUGUGAACAUCUCCCUCUGCAAAUGGAUACUAGACUUCCUGACUGGGAGACCUCAGUCAGUCCGGAUCGGAGGCAGCAUCUCCAACACUAUCACACUGAGCGUAGGGGCCCCCCAGGGCUGUGUGCUCUGUCCACUGCUGUUCAUUAUGCUGAUCCAUGACUGCUGCAACACACAGCUCGAACCACAUCAUCAAGUUCACAGAUGACACAACCGUGGUGGGUCUCAUCAGCAAGAACGACGAGUCAGCUUACAGAGAGGAGGCGCAGCGGCUAACGGACUGGUGCAGAGCCGAUAACCUGCCUCUGAAUGUGAACAAAACAAAAGAGAUCGUUGUUGAUUUCAGGAAGGCACGGAGCGACCACUCCCCACUGAACAUCGAUGGCUCCUCGGUAGAAAUCGUUCAGAGCACCAAGUUUCUUGGUGUUCACCUGGUGGAGAUUCUCACCUGGUUCCUCAACACCAGCUCCAUAGCAAAGAAAGCCCAACAGUGUCUCUACUUUCUGCGAAGGCUGAGGAAAGUUCAUCUCCCACCCCCAUCUUCAUCACAUUCUACAGGGGUUGUAUUGAGAGCAUCCUGAGCAGCUGCAUCACUGCCUGGUUCGGAAAUUACAUCAUCUCAGAUCGCAAGGCCCUGCAGCGGAUAGUGAGGUCAGCUGAGAAGAUCAUCAGGGUCUCUCUUCCCUCCAUUACAGACAUUUUCACUACACACUGCAUCCGCAAGGCAAACAGCAUUAUGAAGGACUACACGCACCUCUCAUAUAAACUCUUCUCCCUCCUGCCAUCUGGGAAAAGGCAUCGGAGCAUUUGGGCUCUCACGUAUGUAGCAAACUCUGGAACGAAGACAAUGAAUGUUGAAGAAUGAUGAAUUGACCCUGAUUAUGAUGCCGGUCUUUCCCAAGUCCAGCAAACAACUGAAGAGGAGAAUCCACCCAUUGCCCUCAGUUCAGCACUCUAAUGGGGCUAUUGGAUUCCAGUCACACACCCAUCCAGGACAAAGUCUGCAGAAAAAGUCAUUCUGGACAACAGCCUUGGAGAAUUCAGCAGCUCAGCAGGAUACAUUCUCCAUGGAGCAGCUGAUGGAGACAACGGACAGCCUGAGCCUGCAGCAGGGCCAGAUGUGGUCAGUCAACCUCCUGGAGCAACAGAACGUCCCACGAGCAGAACCAGCCCCACCACUCGAGCCAAACCUGACCCCACGCUUUCGGAAGCUGAACUGCUGCUCUGAUGUCUUUCAGUGCACCCUGGUGAAUAUUCCACAGAAUCAGGCAUUGCUGAAACAAGUGAAGCUUCCUCUAGGGUUUAUCUGCCAACCAUUCAAAGAUUCCAGAGAGCCUCCGUUGUUGAUUACUGAUGCACCCCCUCGCUGCUCAACAUGUGAGACCUACAUCAACCCCUUCAUCACCUUCACCGAUCAGCGGCACUGGAAAUGCAACUGUUGUUUCUCCCUCAACGAUGUACCUGGGAAUUUCCUCUGUGACGCCCUGACCGGUAGUUACUCUAAUCCCUACAGUCGGCCUGAAUUGCAGCAUGCAGCCGUGGAGUUCCUGGUGCCAAUGGAUUAUCAGGCUGGGCGUCCUCGGCCUGUAACAUACCUGUUCGUAUUUGAUGUUAGUGACUGUGCCUUGGAGACUGGUUACCUGGGAAUUGUCUGCAAAACCCUGCUUGCGAACGUAGAUCGGUUACCAGGAGAUUCACAAACCCGGAUUGGGUUCAUUACAUUUGCCAGCACGGUAAAUUUCUUCCAAUUGCACAACAGUUUGUUUCGACCUCGUAUGAUGGUUAUGGCUGAUACUGAUGAUAUCUUUGUACCAAGCGAGAAUGAGAUAUUGGUGAAUCUCCAUCAAAGUAGACAGCUCAUCAUUUCCCUGCUUGAGGAUUUGCCAGGUAUGUUCAGAGACACUCAGAAGAAAGGAUGUGCCUUUGGACCAGCUCUACAGGCCGCGCAGAAAGUCCUGACUCAUUGUGGUGGACAUGUGUCUGCUUUUCUGACCCAGUUACCUAGCACAGGCUGUGGGUCCUUAAAACCCCGGGAAGAUCCUGGCGAUUGUACUCUGGGAGUAAAGCACUUGGGGCCAGCUAUCAACUUCUACAAGGUGCUUGCAAUUGAGUUCUGUGGACAGCAGACUGGUGUGGACCUAUUCUUGUUAAGCCAGCAGUAUGUCGACCUUGCCUCUAUAGCUUGUCUUUCCAGGUACACAUGUGGCAAUGUAUAUUAUUAUCCAGCAUUCCAUCAUAUCCACAGUCCUGCCAUGGUAGAAAAACUUGACAAAGAAUUCCAGUGCUACUUGACCCGCUCCUUUGGCUACGCGGGAACACUGAAGAUUCGAUGUACACAAGGUCUCAUUGUGGACACUCUCUAUGGAAACUCUUUCCUGCAGUCAAUGCAGAAGGUGUACCUGCCCUGUGUCCAUCCUCAGGCAGAGUUUGCCUUUCAAAUGAUGAUAGAUGGUGCUACAGCUGAGAGUUCUCACGUGAUCUUCCAGUCCUCUCUUCUCUACACUUCCUGCCAAGGUGAAAGGCGUGUUCGAAUCUACACCUACUGCCUCCCAGUGGUUAGCUCCUUAAAGGAGAUUUAUGCAGGAGCCAAUGUAGGCGUCAUUGUGGGCUUUCUUUCCAAGAUGGCCGUGGAUCGUUCUGUAAGGUUCUCCCUCUCUCAUACUCGAGACGAGUUGAUCAAAGUUCUCACUGAUGUUCUGGUUGCCUAUCGUACCUCACUGUGCAGUCAACAACAGAACACACUGCCUAUCCCACACACACUGCUGCAGCUUCCGCUGUACGUCCUGGCCCUACUCAAGCAGCCUGCUUUCCACACAAGUCAUGCUAUGAGCCUGGAUGAGCGGGUCUUCAGGAUGUUGCAGCUGAUGGAGCAGCCGUUGAGUUUUGUGUUGCGAAUGAUUUACCCAGAUCUGUACCGGAUUGAUGAUUACCUCAACAGGCAGACUGAAGACAACCAGAUGGAAAUGGACACCAAAACGAUAAAGAGGCCAGCUCUGAUGCCACUCUCUGCAGAGAGUCUUACACUGGAAGGAGCCUUCCUAAUUGACUGUGGUCAUGUUCUGUACAUCUGGGUCGCCAGACACUGCAACACUGCUUUUCUCAGCGACGUACUGGGUGUGACCAGUUAUAUCUCACUGCCUGGAACUCUGACCUUGCUGCCCAUUUUGGAAAACCCGGCUUCUAAACUCAUCCAUGUGUUACUGGAAUCCUUAAGGAAGGAGAGACUUUACCAUGUACCUUGUUUCAUCAUCAAGGAUGACAGUUCAUCGCGGUCCAUAUUCAUCACUCAUCUGAUCAAUAACCGCACGGAAUCAGCAAUGUCCUACUAUGAAUUUCUGCUUCACCUGAAGGAGCAGGUAUGAAAGCAGAAACCCAGCUGGCUCCAGAGAUGACUGGUUCACCCAAGGCAGUCCAUUGAAAUAGCAAAUGCUCCAAAACAAAAAAAAAUCUUUCUCUCAUUUUAAACUCUUUGGUUGCAUUUUGAUCAAGCAGAUUUUGAAAUGAAAUAGAAAACACUUCCAGGAUGCUUCAUAGGAUGUGUGUACAAAACCAAGUUUAUUGUCUCCUGAUUGGGGAGUUACCUGAAUGAAGCACGGAAGGGCGAGGAUGUCAGGUAUCAAACCCCACCCCUUAACCCCCGUACACUUGGAAUGUUGGUAGUUCAUGGUGUGCAUCUUAGAUGUUAGAAUAAACUGAAAGAUCUAUUUAGGAUGGGGGUGAUUGGACAGUCAACCUGUCUAUUAAGCCUGUAGACCCCCUUCUGAAGAAAGGGUGGAUUUUAUGCACUCUGUUUGUAACCUGUAGUUGUCUGUUCACUGCAGUUUAUUGAAGAAAUAGCCUAAUUAAACCUCAGUUACCCUACCAUAGAUUCAGUCAUAAACUCUGUUGCUGCUGUAAAGCACACCUAGCCUACUGUUUGCAGUAGACCCCUUUUGUUAUUCAUACUAAAGUAGAUAAUGUUCUGUUUGUUGUAAAUUAGACUGUUUGAUAUGUCUGGCAUAAAGGUUAUCCCACCUUCAAUUUACCAUCUGACAGAAUACAUUUUGACACUAUGGCUUCAACACCAAGUUAUAAUCGGAUGUUCUAGUUCAUAGAUAUUCAGAAAUCAAAUAGUGUACAUGAUAUACAUUGCAAUGUCAAAGAAAUAAUAUAACCAGGGAAAGGAUACUGCACAGAUUCUUGUCAACAGUUCCAGAAAUAAGACCUUGUUAAUGCAAUUAUAUGUUAGAGAUAAUCAUGUAAGUUGUUUCAGCUUGUUCUGAUGUUAUGAAAACACAUAUAAUUGGAAGAUUGCUCUAGAAUCAUUUGGAUAAUUUGUGACCUUUUCUCUGGAACAGGUGGGAUAAGCAAAGAUCUAAGACAAUUUUUGAAAAUUAUGAAAACAUAGUGAAAGAAUAAAUAAAAACAGAGGCAUUUAUAUAGCUUUAAUGUUGUUUGAGGGCACAAACUGCUUUACACCGAGUGCAGUAAUUAGUUGUGUGUAAUAACAUAGGAAAGGCAACAGCCACUUUAUGCAGAGCAAGCUACUACAACAGUGAUAACAGGUUAAUGACUAAAGAUACUGAAGAACGAAUGACUAACGGGUUGAUAACUAAUGAUGACAAAGGAUGUCAAAGGAUAGAUAGACACUCAAUGGUCACCUUACUUGGUACCUCUUUACCUAAUAAAGUGGCUGCUGAGUGUAUGUUCCUGGUCUUCUGCAGUGGUAGCCUAUUCUCUUCAAGGUUCAACCAGUUGUGCACUCAGAGACGUUCUUCUGCACACCACUGUUGUAACACGUGGUUACUUGAGUUACUGUCAACUUCCUGUCAGCUUGAAGCUGACAGGACCAUUCUUCUCUGACCUCUCUCA